AUGCAUUUUCCCAUCAUCGCCAUGAUUAUCACCACCGCCUCCCUGGUGGCCGCCGACUCAACACCAGGGUUGUGGUCUAAGUGUGGCACCUGCAACCCUAUCUCAGGCGAGAACCAGUGUGACCCGUCGACCUCGUGCAUCAACACGGGUACAUCCUUUCACUGCGCCUGCCGUGCUGGCUUCAAGGCGUCUGAGUAUAAUAACGACUUGUAUCAUCAGUUCCGUCUGCCGAUGCCGAACUAUGAGUUUCUUGUUUUCGUUCCUGAGAACACGCCUUGCAACACCCAGUGUGAUGAUCUGUGGGCUGCUCCUUCUGAUCUUUGCAAGGAGGUCGAGCUUCAAUGGCAGUGCGUGGCUUAG
This is a messenger RNA of Penicillium coprophilum, 360 nucleotides long. Its product is annotated as putative adhesin. The transcript has a single exon. The record is from RefSeq and is a predicted model, not a curated record. The coding region runs from base 1 to 360 and encodes 119 amino acids. NCBI's taxonomy places the organism in Eukaryota, Fungi, Ascomycota, Eurotiomycetes, Eurotiales, Aspergillaceae.